Molecule: messenger RNA, 1069 nt
Organism: Coccomyxa subellipsoidea C-169
Lineage: Eukaryota; Viridiplantae; Chlorophyta; Trebouxiophyceae; Coccomyxaceae
Exons: 3
Coding region: 128-739 (203 amino acids)
Source: RefSeq, a predicted model, not a curated record
AGCGGGGAGUGAGCGCAUCACAGGAUGGCUGCCAAUCCACAGGAAGGCAGGUGCAGCAAGCAGCUCUGGCCAAGGCGGCGCGCAGCCGAGCGUGCCGGGAAGCGCAAAUCAGACCAUCUCAGUGCCCAUGCUGGGUGCUUAUGAGAAGAUGACUGUGGCGGCUUCCCUGGUGGGCGCGUUUGCCGGAGGCGCUGCAGCCGGCCCUCUGGGCGUAUCAGUGGGCGCCAAAAGUGGAGCGCUUUUGGUGGCAGCAGGGGCUGGCAUCUGUGGUGCUGCACAGCACUGCUACGCACAUGGGCUGCCUGUCGCCAGCAUGGGCUCCUCACUGUCUAAUAUGGGCGCUGGCCUGCUGUCGAGUGUUUCCAGAAGAGACCCAAAAGCACCCGCAUCAGCCCAGCAGGGCAGUAUAGAUCCUGCAUUGCACACUGGCCAGCCGACAGGUGGCGUCCUAGCAGCUCGGGGAGAUGAUGCAGAUGUCACAUGCAUGGAUAGGGUUUCUGGCGCACCAGCUUCAUCUUCAGCAGAGGUGGCCACAAAGGCCAUGCAACCCGCUAGCAUUUGGUUUCCCACUCUGUCUGGGCUCGGGUCCAGCUUGCGGCCCCGUACAGAUGGGAAAUCAGCUGCGGAUGUGUCAAAGGAGCCACAGGCAACUAGUGGAAGCACUGACAGUCUGCCCACCAGUUCCAGUGCCUCUCAGCAGCUUACACCAAGGCGCAGCCAAGAUGCUGACCACACAUAAUGCACGUGUGCCAGUAAACUCAUAUGCGGCUGCUUUGAGAUUUUUAACAAGUCCUGCUCACAUUGACCUACGCAUGUCCUACUGUUUUGAGGUGUACAGUACUUUAUGCGCACCAGGAUUUCGCUUGCUGUUGUGCCUGUCAAGCUGUACAUCGUGUACAUCACAUUUCUUGUACUUAAUUGCCAGUGUAUAUCAGAGUUUCACAUGUUUUUCUGUCGUUCUUGUCGGUCGUGCUUUCUAGAUGUACAGUAAUGUAAGGUAUGUUUGGUCACCGGAAUGAUUACAGUGUCAGUAAGAUUGUUGGCUGCUUGUAACAUUUAAAUCUCAGAC